AUGGACAACAAAUUGAUUUGGUUGCUUCCCGCAAUUGGAUUGGUGGUUGCACUUCAACCAUCUUAUAUACACCCUGAUGAGCAUUUCCAGACUUUGGAGAUGCUCAUGAUAAAAUUCUACGGAAUAAGCGGAACUGUGCCAUGGGAGUUUGAGCCAACAAAUAACGCAAGAAGUUACUUCCCACUAUAUGCAUUUUAUGGUCCAUUGUUUUACCUUAUGCGAGAUAUACUGAAAGUACAAAACCCCUUGAACAUUCUCCGAAUCAUAAGAUUUUACAAUUUUAUGUUGUAUUUAUCAGUACUAUAUUAUGCUCUCCCAAAGCUGGUAAACGAAAACAAACUACAAAAUAAAGGUCGAGUAAAUGAAGCACUAGUCUUUAUCCUAUCCUCUUACAUAACAUGGUGUUACCAGUGCCAUUCAUUUUCAAAUUCAUUAGAGACAAUAUUAUUACUUCUGGUACUCUCAAAUUACACAGAUAUACUAUCGAAUAAGGCUGGGUUACUGCAGUUGGUGUCAACUGGGUUCUUGAUUUCAGUAGGGACUUUCACUAGAAUUUCAUUUCCAGCUUUCUUACUACUUCCAUCCAUUCAAGUGUUUCUAAAGGUGCUUUACCGAAAGUGGAUACAAAUGGUAGUUAUUGCUGUUUCCAUGACUUUAUCAACUUCAAUUAUAGUUUAUUUUGACACUUUCAUGUACGAAUCUGAUGAAAUAAUAAUAGCCCCUUUAAAGAAUGUGGUAUAUAAUCUGAAUGUGGACAACUUGGCAAAACAUGGCCUGCAUCCAAGAUACACUCACUUGCUGGUAAAUAUACCACUUAUAUUAGGCCCUGGCCUUUUAAUGAUAAGAAAUACCAAGAACGAUUUUCUAAACUUACCGCUGUUGAGUAUAAUUUCAUCUUUAUUCUUUCUAUCUGCCCUUAGACACCAGGAACUAAGAUUCUUGCUACCAGUAGUUCCAUUAUUUUCUACAUUACUAACACGAUUUAGAUACAGACCAUAUUUAUUUAGGAUAUGGUUGGUAUUCAAUGCAGCGAUGUGCAUAAUAAUGGGUAUAUUCCACCAAGGAGGAGUGAUACCAAUGAUAUCCAAUAUUAACGCUGAACAGGACUUAACUAUCGACAUAUGGUGGAAAACGUACUCGCCUCCAACCUGGUUGUACAACAAUGAUAUACUGACAGUAUCAACCACUUCUAUUGUUAACAAUAUUGAAAACUUGGAUCUAGUUCAAUUCAACGUCAAAACGAACCAUGUUGUUGAUCUGAAAGGUUGUGAUUUUGAUCUUGUAUUGGAAGCAAUUCAAAACUUUAGGAUAAAUGGUGUAAAAAGCCUUCGGUUGAUAGUACCAAAUUCAAUGACUUCUAAUGUCGCUGCGUUAAACCAAACGUAUCUUGUAACAAAAGAGAAUUCAGUAUUUCCACAUCUUGAUUUAGAUCAUUUGGAUAGUGGAAUUCAGAACAUUAUCGGCUUGUCUGAAUACAAGGUAUCACUCUGA
Messenger RNA from Nakaseomyces glabratus, 1491 nucleotides. RefSeq names its product glycosylphosphatidylinositol-alpha 1,2 mannosyltransferase (gene SMP3). Gene Ontology annotation, molecular function: alpha-1,2-mannosyltransferase activity. Lineage: Eukaryota; Fungi; Ascomycota; Saccharomycetes; Saccharomycetales; Saccharomycetaceae. The record is from RefSeq and is a predicted model, not a curated record. Gene Ontology annotation, biological process: GPI anchor biosynthetic process. Gene Ontology annotation, cellular component: endoplasmic reticulum membrane.